Molecule: messenger RNA, 13052 nt
Organism: Hyla sarda
Lineage: Eukaryota; Metazoa; Chordata; Amphibia; Anura; Hylidae
Gene: SORBS2
Product: sorbin and SH3 domain containing 2
Exons: 27
Coding region: 721-5337 (1538 amino acids)
Cellular component (GO): plasma membrane
Molecular function (GO): protein binding
Source: RefSeq, a predicted model, not a curated record
CAACCCAAUGAGCUAUCUGCAGCAGUGCUGAAAGGACCAGCCAUUUUCCUCCGAGGCAGCAGUGUGCUGUGUGUUAUGCCCUGCUAUAUCCUUUAUUUACAGGAAAUAAAUAACAUCUACUGAGGGCUACGGUGGGUCUGGCUGAUCUGUACUACAGCUGAGAAUGCCUUCAAGCCCCUACUUGGUGGAUGAGCUGCUGGCUGCCUGUGCUAGGAGCUGAUUCCAGAAGAUGGAAUGCAGGCUGAUAAUGCUGCAUAUCCUUUAUCAGGCGGUGGAGUAGGUUUUUUGUCUUGUAAAGGCAAGGUUCCCCUGCAACGUUAUCUGAAGGGCUCAGUAUUAGCUGCUCACAAGGGAAGCUUAGUGACCCGAACAAAGGGUGUUGCCCUUUUUGUAAUCUGUGCUUCUUUUUUUUUUUUUCUUAAUACAAGAAGACAGCAGUAGAGAAGAAGCAGGUGUAUCACUCAUCUGGGCUCCGAGCUACAAUACACAGCCCCUGCACCGUUUCUGGUAUUACCUUACGUUUCCUGAUCACUUUUGUUUGGGGACCAAGGUGCACAUAGCUACGAACUCUCACUACCUGCGGUACAAGAAAAGAACUGUCGUCAUCUGAAAAACUAAAGAAAAGGAUAAAUCAAAAUUGGAAAUCAAAUCAUAAAAAAACAUCACCAACAUUUCACAAGGCAAACUGAAGACUGUUUCUUUUAACCACGAAGAAUCAAGAUGAACACAGAUAGCAGUGGAUGUGCUCGCAAACGUGCUGCAAUGUCUGUCACACUAACAGCUGUGAAGAGAGUACAAAGUUCUCCAAAUCUGUUGGCUUCAGGGCAAGACUCUUAUUCGCCCGACUCAGAUAUCUGGAGAUCUUACAAUGAUUAUGUGAAAGAUGGUCUCAAUGGUGACUCAAGUUCCUCCCUUGCAGCAAAAGGCUUUAGAAGUGUACGGCCAAACCUGCAGGAUAGAAAAUCACCUACUCAGGCACCCCCACCUCCCCCUAGAAAAGGCAGCUAUCAGAGGUCAUCCAGUAAUUUCCAGCAGGGUGAGAUAAGUGGGCACAUAACUUCAGUCACAGUUAAUGGAAAUUCAGGGAGCCCAGCCAGUCCUAUGAGUCACUAUCAAAGACCUUUCUCUCCAACAUACCCCUCCCCACCAUCACACAACGCCUUGGUCAUGCAACACAACAGAACAUUAGACUCUACGGAGUCUUUCUCCCAGCAGUACCAGUCAGAAGUGAUCCGGAGCAGCAGCACUAUACCAAUCUGCAGGACCUCAGAAGAAGAGAAAAAAGUCACUGUUAUUAAAGCACCACACUAUGCAGGGAUUGGACCUGUCGAUGAAUCAGGAAUACCGACGGCCAUUAGAACGACUGUUGACAGACCAAAAGACUGGUACAAGACAAUGUUCAAGCAGAUUCAUAUGGUCCACAAGCCAGACAAUGACAGUGAUUAUUCUAGCACAGCCUAUGCAUAUAAUACAGAUAACUACAGCUCGGCUUUACCUGCCUAUUCACAUCCUGCUGCAAAGACACAAACAUACCGUCCUCUAUCUAAAAGUAUCUCUGACAAUGGCACAGAUGUAUUUAGAGCUUCAUCCCCAUUACCACCUCCUCCUGUACCCGUUCUUCCUCCAUCUGUGCCUCAUCGCAUGCGGCAGCUGACCUCUCCUGAGAAGAAUGAGUGGGAGCCACCUGACAGAAAAGUUGAUACUCGCAAAUUCCGUUCUGAACCUCGAAGUAUCUUUGAAUACGAGCCAGGAAAAUCCUCCAUCCUUGAACACGAAAGGCCGAAUGGUCGUAUAAAUCCAGAUGAGAUAGAUUUAGAAAAUGAACCAUGGUAUAAAUUCUUUUCAGAGCUGGAGUUUGGACAGCCGCCUCCUAAAAAACAGUUGGAUUAUGUGCAGGAGAAUCCCCCUCGUGUGUCUACUGAGACAUCAUUAUACCAACCAUCCAUAGAAAGAAGCACCGACAGACCUUCCAGUUCUGCAAGUGACUACAGGAAAAGACGGAAGUCUGAGCCCAGUGUGGGCCAUCAGAGAACCAGCAGUGACCAGAAUGCAAACAGAAACAGCCUUAGCCGAACAGGAAUGCAAGGCACAAAUACCACCGUGCGAAAACCUUUCAUUAACUCCUCACCUCCGUCUCCUUCGCGAAUUAAAGGUGGGGAUGUUAGCAGACUGUAUCCCCCCCUAUUCACUUAUUCUCUACAUAAACCGAAUGCCUCAAACUCAAUAGAUUACUGUAGUGGCAAUAGUUACCACUUAGCUGUGCCUGAUGAUACAAAACGUGCUAUCAGCUUUAAGAAUGGCUGGCAGAUGACACGACAGAAUGCGGAGGUUUGGAGCAGUAUAGAGGAAGCAGCGUCACCAAAAAUAAAGUCUAGGAGUUGUGAUGAUUUAUUAUCAGAGGAUCACAAUAACUUCUCGACCAACCAGGCCAAAUCUGAAAGCAUGGGAUCCUUAUUGUGUGAAGACAAGUUAAAGCAAAGUAGUUCCUUGGUGUGGGGAAACUCAUAUACAUCUGAAGGGUGUGCACCAAACACGUCCAGGGUUCGUCAUAGGUCGGCUCACGACACUCCAGGUUUUCUUAAGUUAUAUAAAAAAAUGCAUCGCAUCAAUCGCAAGGACUUGAUGAGCUCUGAAGUGAUCUGCUCUGUGAAAUCUCGCAUCAUGCAGUAUGAGCAGGAACAGCAAAAAGGGAUAUUCGCAGGUUGGAGAACAGUGUCUGAAGAAGUGCCAAGAGAUAUGGUCCCCACAAGAAUAUCGGAGUUUGAACAGCUUAUCCAGAAAUCCAAAUCCAUGCCCAACCUUGGAGAAGAGAUGCUGUCUGCAGUCAGCUUAGAUAUCUCUACCAACAGCUUGUGCCCUAAACGUAGGUUUUCUAUUGAAUCUCUACUCGACGAAGAAGCUCAAGAAAGACAUAUAUCUCAGGUACAGCACAAUGGGAAAACUAAGCCGUUAGUUCCAGUCCAUAUUGAGGUGACAAGUGAUCAGAUUCCAAAAUCACAUGUGGAAUUUUCUGAUAGUGACCCUGAGGCAGUUGUUUCAGACCUGAGUGACUUUAUACAAAUAGAAGGAUCUUCAUUUUGCAGUGAGAGUGAUUUUGACCACUAUUCCUUCACAUCAUCUGAAAGUUUUUAUGGUUCUGGGCAUCACCAUCACCACCACCACCAUCAUCACCACCACCAUCGGCACCUCAUCAGUUCUUGCAAAGGAAGGUGCCCAGCAUCAUACACACGUUUCACCACCAUGUUAAAACACGAGAGGGCUAAGCAGGACAAAAGUGAACCUUCAGGAAGGAGAGAAACGGAUUCAGGCCUUUCCAAAAUUGCUUUUCUUGUCAGUCCAGUGCCUUUUCGUAGGAAAAAAAGCUCCACGCCUAAAAGGCAAUCUGAGAAAGGCCGGUGUAAAGCAUCAGUGUUUGAAGCCCUGGACUCAGCUCUUCAGAAUAUCUGUGACCAAAUUAAAGCUGAGAAAAGGCGUGGGAGCUUACCAGACAACAGCAUCCUGCACAGACUUAUAAGUGAGCUUCUACCAGAUGUCCCAGAAAGAAAUUCUUCUUUAAAAGCAUUUCCUCUAUCCACCCCUAACCAGUCUUACUGCCAGCUGUCUCAAGAUGGUGCUAUUCAUUACCCACCUUAUCAGACUGAUUGUGGAAGACCGCCCGUCAGUGCCUCUUACCAGGAAGUGGAUGCAACCAACAACAACUCCCAGGAUAGCCCAUAUGCUUUCCAAGCAGAUCAAGAUUCUCCACGAAAUUAUUCAUCAGCCUUUACUGAUGUGAGCAAAAGUUCUGCAAGAAGGGGAGUUCAAGAGAAAGAGGCUGCUAGAGCUGUGUAUGACUUCAAGGCACAGACACCAAAAGAGCUAUCCUUUAAAAAAGGAGAUACUGUGUAUAUCCUCAGGAAAAUAGACAAGAACUGGUAUGAAGGAGAACAUUAUGGGAGAGUGGGAAUAUUGCCAAUUUCUUAUGUUGAGAAAAUAAGCCCAACUGAAAAAUCCCAGCCAAUACGACCCCCACCUCCUGCCCAGGUCCGAGAGAUUGGAGAAGCAAUAGCUAAAUAUAAUUUCACUGCUGACACAAAUGUGGAGCUAACUCUGAGAAAGGGUGACAAGGUGACGCUUUUUAAGAAGGUUGAUAAAAACUGGUAUGAAGGUAAAAUUCCAGGAAGUAACAGACAAGGCAUCUUCCCAGUGUCUUAUGUGGAAAUUGUGAGAAAAAGUCCGUCCAAGAGCCCAGGUGAAUCUCCAGAACGCACACUGCAUCACAUCAUCACCACUGACAGACUACAUAAUUCCAGCAACACGUUAUCUUCAUCUAAGAGAUUCCAUACUCCACCCCUUACUCUCAAAGCAGACUCAUCCUCUUGUACAGACGCUAGUAAGGGGAACUUAGGAGCUGUAACUAGUGAAUGGUUGUCACUGACUGUCGGCUUUUCACCUUCAAACACACCAGUCCCAACUUCACCACCUUUUCCUGACCACCCUCUUUCUAAUCUAGAGAAGCCCACCUCCUUGCCAUUAACGGUUUUACAGCCUGAACAGUUAUCCUCAAGAGAUAUAGCUUCCAGAAUUAAGGAUGGUCAUUUUGUUCCUAUUACAUCACCAGAGACCCUUUCAAGUUGUCAUCAUCAUACCAUGCCUUCACCAUUUCCUGACACAACACUUUCCUCUCCUGUAAUUCAGCAGCUUGAGGUCCCUUCUAUGCCUGCAACUAAUACUGAUAGCAGUCUGACUGAACAGAGAGAAUACUUGGACCAGACACAGCCAAAGGGCCAUAUAAGUUUGAACCAAGCCACAGAAAGUUGCUCAGUUCUUAAUAAUAUACCUGAGACUCCUGGAAAUGAACUGGCUCUCUCAGAGUGUGCACCAGGGCCAUCAACACCAAUAAUCAUGACGUCUGUCGAUGAACAGGAAGAGGAGAUUUGUCAAGAGCUGAUGUCUAUCAUCCAAAGAGGUCAGCUGGCAUAUCAAGAGCCAGGGUUUUCUAGGUACGAACCUCAAAAAGAGCAACAUCCAAGACUCUACAUCGAGGAAGAUGGUGAUGGUGAAAUCUUACAGCAACCAGUAGAAAAAGUAGUGCAACCUAUUGUAUGUCAUGAAGAGUAUUCUUCCAGUAUCAAUGCAGAGCAGAGAGCUGUAUUCACUCAUGAAAACAUCCAGGCUAUGGGGGAACCAUACCAGUCCUUGUACAACUAUACUCCACGGAAUGAGGAUGAGCUAGAUUUAAGAGAAGGUGAUGUGAUAGAUGUUAUGGAAAAAUGUGAUGAUGGAUGGUUUGUAGGUACUUCUAGAAGAACUAAGUUCUUUGGAACUUUCCCUGGAAACUAUGUCAAAAGACUGUGAAUGCAGUUUGUUUUGUUGGAUGCUCGACUUGUCACAUGUAUUGCUUGGAAGCACGCAUCUAUAUAUUUGACCUGAACCAGUUCAUAUGUAGUCCUGCAGCCUGCCAACAUUGUUUAGCAGUAUUAGAGCCUUAUCGGCCCAGUCCAGUCACUACUGAUAAUCUUCUAGCACCAAUCAUUACUUACUCAUCGUAAAACUGCAAUUUUAUAGGAUGCACUGUCUCUCAUGAUGUGUGCUUUGGAAGCUUCUUUUCAACACUGUGUAAGACACUCUAAAACAACAAGGUAUUAAAGAUGUUAGUCUACUUAAAUAAAUGUUCGUAGGAGUGGAUACAUGUGGGUAAAAUGAUAACCGACAGGACUGCACUCAGAUACAUCACAGGUGUAUCUCACCACCUGUUGUAUCAAGAGGGCAAUGGAGUCUGAUGGCCUUGGCAUUCAGUACUGAUCGGAUGGCUACCUGGUAUGUGUAUACAGGUUUUCCACAGGCCAUGAGUAGUAAAUGGCUCUUAAAAUAUUAGUUCUCAUAAGAGUCACAUUUAUGUGAUCAGAAUAAAACAAUGAGAAUAUACUGCUUUGUACUUUGUCAUUACCUGUCUAUUGCAGAUUGUUUUUGAGUUGUUACUUGACAUAAACUGCUGAAACAAAUGAAAGCAAAUUGCCAUGUAAUUUCACCAUUUCGGGGCAAAACAAAAAAAAAAAAGUCACACUGGGCAGGUUGCUACUGGUAACUGCUCUGUUUUUCUUUUACACAAAUUUGUACAUACAGCUGCCUGUGUAUGUUGCUUAACCACAGUUCUUGGAGUGCCAUAUUCUGGUUCAUAAGAUAUUCAUCUCUGCUAGGCUCUGUUCACAUCUACAUCUAAAGUUCUGCAAAUUCUAGAAUUUUUUAUAGAAAGAAUUGUGCUGUAUGCUACUCUGGUUUUUCCCACCAAAAUAGCAGAGACCUCAGGAGAACCACAUGGACCUCAUUUUACAUUAAUGGGAUUCAAUGUGCAUUCAAUUAAAAAUAGAAUCCACAAGGUAGAUGUAAACACAGCCUUAGGCUAAAUUGUAGUAAAAUAAAUCAAAUGCUUUGAGAUUUUAAUAAAAGCCCAUAAGAAUUGUAUCUAUAAAAAAAAAAAAGAAAACUAACUCAUGGGUCAAUUCGCCCUAAUUUCCCUGUAGCUUCCUAUUCCUCCUCCACCAUUCCUGCCUUUAUAAUACAGGGUGAUUCAAAGAGGAUGAUGAUCCUUGGUAUUUAUAAAUUAGGGAACAUAAUACAAUUUUAUUAACAUGAAAAGACACACCGUCUAUAUAAGUUUUACCUAUACACUACAAAUGUUCAAAGUGAUUUCCUUGGUGACACAACAGAUGUCCAGUCCAGUUCUGUCCUGUGGCCAGCAUAUCCUCAGUGAUGUGUUGUCUCAGGUCAUUUAGAAGACACACUGAGUAUCUGAUGUAGCUCCACAGAAAGGCAUGGCUAAUCCAAUGCUGUAGUAGAGUUUCAUUUAAGUACUGACAAAGAUUCAAAUGAAAAUGUAGAGGUGUACCAUCCUGCCAAUAGAUUAUAUUUGGCAGAUCUUCCUCUGUGGUAAAAGCAGUUCCUUUAACAUGUCCAGGUAGGAGCGGCCAGUGGCAGUAUCCUUGGCAGAAAAGAAGAAACCAUAUGUAGCCUUUACGCUUGCUCACUGCACAAAACAAGUUACUUUUGGGUCCCUCAUGUUGCUCACCAGCAAGGCAGUGUAUUCGUCCUCUUCCAAUUGGCCCCGCAAGUCAAUGCACAAGUCACUUUGUUUGUCGUCUGGAUUCAGCUUCUGAAGAAGAUCUUUGUGGCUUACAAUGCAGAUGUUUUCGAAUGCUAUACCGUGCUUUGUGAAACCUGUAGUUCCAUAGUAAGCCUAGAUUUUCUUGGAUUUUCAGUCACUGGCCAUUCACCACUGAUGCUUCUUUAAAGGGGUACAAUCCGCUGCUCAGCGUUUGGAACAAACUGUUCCGAAUGCUGGAGCCGGGAGCUUGUGAUGUCAUAGCCCCGCCCCCUCAUGACAUCACACCCUGCCCCUUCAAUGCGAGUCUAUGGGAGGGGGCGUGACAGCCGUCAUGCCCCCUCCCACAGACUCGCAUUGAUGGGGUGGGACAUCACGAGCUUCCGGCGCCAGCUACAGUGUUUGGAACAGUUUGUUCCAAACGCUGAGCAGCGGAGUACCCCUUUAACUACAGCCCUUUACUUUUGUACCAUCCUUUUUGAAUCACUCUGUAGAGUGUAGAAUAUGGUGAUGUCCACUAGAGGAUCAUAUCAUGUGAGAGGUAGCAAAUGACAGUACACCACAAUUGAUGCAUCUGUACAGUGUUCUAUUUUGAACACAGUGUAUGCAUAUAUGCCCUUAUAUAAAACCUCCAUUAAGGAAACAAUGGGCCUCACUCAUAUAAAUACAAAAUGUUUUAAGAAAAAAAAAAUCUAUAAGCAACACUGACAAUUACAUGAGGCUGAAUAAAGACUUACUGUAUGAUGUAUCUAAGGCAUUUGGAUCCCAUGUAAUGGUGCAGAAGGAUAACAGUUUACAUUUUUGUAGGGUUGCUGUACAAUAUAGUCAGAAAGCCUCCUUGUAAUAGCAAUUCCAGGUACAACUACUAUUACACCAGUCACUAUAGACAGCUCACUAAUGAGGUUGAUUGUAUAAAAAUGACAUCCCUUCUUUCUUCUAUCUCCAGUUGCCAUUUUUUUUUUUACCAGAAUCCUGAGCAGCAAAAAUAUUUUCUCCAACCAAUGAUACUUAAAAAACUAGAUGUAAAAGGUUAGCAUAUGACAGUCUGAUUUUAAAAUUCUUUAUGGCCAAUUGUUUUUAUGUUUUUAUUGCUUAAACCCAGCUAUACACACGUGUGACAGACGCGUCUCCUCCAUAAAUGUGCAUGCUGGAAUCGGCUGGGUGUACAUGUUUAUGUCUAUAGGAGGUGGCUGCUAUAUACACUGGCAGUAAGCACUGCCAGUGUAUAUAGCUUACUGUAUGAUGUAACAUUGUAACAAAGAGUUGUGCAUCCAGUGGAAAUCCAACAUGCCCAAUUAUUUUCCCCUCCCAUGGCAGAAGUAACACUGUCCAACAUCACUUCAGAUCAUUGACUUAUAUUGCCAAAAUCAGUGGUUUCCAGCUAAGGGCAAUAUUCUCAAAGUCUAUUGUAAGAAAAAACAGGGCAAAAUUCAAUGCUGAAUAAUUCCUUAAUAUGUAUUUAAAGUAGUCACAGCUCUGUGUUUCCUAAACAGAAAUGCAGAUCUCCUGCAUAUAUUUAGGGAGCUUAUUAUAUACCGUCUUAUUAUUCAGUAUACGACAGUAUUCAGUAUGUUCCUAAGCUUUCUUUAGUGGUGGUUGCAGGAAACUAGCAUGUACUUGCAAAAGAAUUUUAAAAAACCUGCAUGAUUUGGUUACAAUAAAUUUGGUGCUCAUCUAUAUCUCCUUAUUUACAUUUCAGGGUAGCAGGUCCACAGCUGGCCUGUUUCCGAGCAAUACAUACAGCUGUACUUCCUUUCUCUUACUUAUCUGGCCAAUUACACUACAGGGCCUAAAAUUUUAAUUUUAAUUAAAAAUUCUCUGCUUUGAAAUUUCAAACUGCUUUUCUCCAUUUUAUAGGCUAUAUGAUUCCUAUCAGUAGCACAGAAAGGAGGGGGAUAUAUAAAUCAGCCCUAGUCUAAGCAGUGUAUUGCUGCUGAUCCUGAUGAUACAAGCUAAAGGAAGGACAUUACAUUAAGGAGGCAGCUCUGUGUAGAUGGUAGGAACCUAAGUAUUUACACAAGGGACAGCUGCAUAGAACUUUAUUAAUGGACAGAGAUGAGAGGGGAUCCCUGAUUUACCUUUCAGGCACAGCAUGAGGAGUACACAGCCCAAGAUCUCUCCUGCACUUCACACUUGCUAAACCCCACCACACUUUCUGUGUUCUGUCUUGGUCUCUUUGCUGUUGCUAUAGUCAGAUUUUCCCAGACAACAGACAGUGAACAGCAGGGAAGUAAGUCCCCUAGUGGCCAAAAGCUUAGGGCUUAUUUCUGGGGGGAAAAAGUACUUUUUGGUAAAUGAAAUCAACAUGUAAGGAAUCAUAUGCUAUCAAAUGGAGAAAAUCAUUUUGAAAUAUCAAAGCAGAGAAUUUUGAGUUCUGGAUCAGAAAAACAGCUGCAGCUGAUAUAAAGAUAAACUGAGAAAUUACAGCACAGAAUUUGUAGCAAAUUUGAAUGAAUAAAAACCACUGUCUAAGGUGUAUGGCAGCCACCCAAUUCUCCACUGACGAUGUUGGAGAGAAGGGUUAGGCAUGCUGAAUUUUUAUCACCUAAUCUUGAAGGGAUAAGCUGACGCCAGAGGAGUCAGGCUGCAGCUUACCCCUCUCCAUCAUAUAGAGGAAACAUAAACAUUCAGUCAGGAAAGUUGGGAUAGAUAACUGUCAACUGACAUUGAAAAUGUAUGGCCACCUUUAAAGAGUUUAUCGGAGUUUUUAAAAAAGUUGUAAAAGGGCCCCUAAAACAUUAAAAUAACAAACCAACAGUUAGGCUGGGUUCUCAUAUGUCCGGCAUCAGGCGCUAGGUGAAUUCAGCCUAGAUCUCGACACAGCUGAUGCCACAACUGAUGACAAGUUGUCAUCCAUUGUAUAGCAUCCGGUGUCCAUUGUUUCUGGACGGCGGAGAGCAAGCUGCGUUCCCCUGUCCGGUACGUUCCGGAGUCAACGUGUCUAACCUUCCAGCAUCAAAAUUGAGAUGCUGGAUGAUUGUGAACUUUCCCAUUCAAAUGAAUGGGAUCCGUUCUAACAUCAGUUUCCUUCUGGUGCACACCAGAGGGAAACUAAGCCGAACGCCUGAUAUAUGUGAACCCAGCCUUACUCACCUCUCUGAUCCAGCAUCGAUUUUCUCUAUUCAGACUUUUCUGGACUUCCUUUAGGAGCAAACAUCAUGUGACUGACCACCAUAGCCAUAGCCAAGGACGUACUAUUGUUGUGUACAAACUGUUGUAAAGAGCAUGAAAUGGAAGGUAAAAACAUCAGAUGUGUUCUCUGCACCAUGAUUUUUCCUUCACAUUUACAUAUAAUAUUGUACAUUAGCUUUGGUUACACAGUGUGUUUACAUCAUAUAUUUCUAUAUUUCCAUAUAUUAAGUCCAUGCAGAACAUUUAUCUGAAUUUCAUAUUAUGAUACAGUAACACAGCACCACAAGUCACACAUAUUAAUCCUAACACAAAGUUACAAUAUUUUUUCCUCUGCACUUUCUUUACAAUAUAUUUAGUUAUACAACAGCAAUAUCACUACAUGAACUUGUUUCCCAGUAGGAAAUAGUCAUGGGAAGCAGGAUAUCACAAAUAAAUAUAUAUUCUUUAGAAGUAACACAUAUAUGAGAUGAAAUGUUAACUAUGUGAAGCAACAUAACAAUUAAAACAAAAUGUUCACAAUAAUGUUUUGAUAUUUAAGAAAUGUGAAAAAUCUGAACUUAGGGUAGGAUCAAACUAGGCAUAUUUUCUGCACUUUAAUGGGUAGAAAAAUACACAGCAGCAAAUAUGCUGCAAAAUAUGGCACAUGUGACCCCACCCUUAGGGGCAUAAUAUGGCUAAGCUACAAUACCAGACACAAUUCAAGGACAAGAGUGGUGCUUUUUUGCAAUACAAAAGUUUAAUAAAAGUGUCAAACAACCCAUUAAACAAAGUAAAUAGGAAUAUUUUUUUUUACAUUGGACAUUUACCAACUUACCAAAGAACUGAUCUACUUUACCAAUUGCAUUGUGUAGUCAUAACAUAUCAUAAAGACAAGAGAUGACAAUUCAGAGAUGCCUCUUGUCUUUCUUAUGAUUAAAGGGGUACUCCACUGGAAAACAUUUUCUUUUAAAUCAACUGGUGCCAGAAAGUUAAACAGAUUUGUAAAUCUAUUUAAAAAUCUUAAUCCUUCCAGUACUUAUCAGCUGCAGUACAUUACAGAGGAAGACCUUUUAUUUUUGAAUUUCCUUUCUGCCUGACCACAGUGCUCUCUGCUGACACCUCUGUCUAUUUUAUGAACUGUCCAGAGUAGGAACAAAUCCCCAUAGCAAAACUCUCUUGCUCUGGACAGUUCCUGACAUGGACAGAGGUGUCAGCAGAAAGCACUUUGGUCAGAUAGAAAAGAAAUUCAAAAAGAAAAGAACUUCCUCUGGAGCAUUCAGCAGCACAUAAGUACUAAAAGGAUUAAGAUUUUUUUAAUAGUAAAUCUGUUUAACUUUUUGACACCAGUUGAUUUAUAAGAAAAUGUUUUCCAGUGGAGGACACCUAUAAGUACCUUCUCUUCUAAUUUUAUAACUUACUCAUACUUAUUCCAUUACAAAUAUGUUCUAAGUCUGCAUCUCCAGAAAUCUCUAUUGUUGGUUUAUCCAGCAAUUGUAUUUGAUAUGCAAUGUGAGAAUUCUACCUAAAGUAUCUAAUUAUUAAAAGCCAUAAUUUGUAGUUUGCAUGUGGGUGAUGUCAGUAUUGGGAUCAAGAAAACAGGUAGAAAACAGGACUGUCAAUUGUUCCCUGCUAACUUUGAUUGUGUUGGCUGCAAAAAAUGCGAGGUAUAUGUAACGUGAAGACAACGGGUGGCUUCUAUAGGAUGUCAAAUAUUAGUGACUUUAUUCCUGCUGCCACCUAUAGGUGGAGAGUUACAUGUUUUUAAAAUAACCCAAUUCUCAGCCUUUGGGAACAUUCACACAUAAACAAUACGCUGCCCAACGGAAAACCUGCAAGCAUAUUCUGUUGCUACCCAUUGACUUCAAUUCCGCAAGCAGAAUUUCAAUUGCAGGCAACCUGCAGCGAAUUAGUCACCCAUCCAUUCACUAUCAUUUAGAACAGUGGUCUAUAAACUGUUUGGAGACCACUGAUCUUGAAGGCCAAGAAUUGUGUAAUUUUUAAAACAUCAGCUCAGGCUAUAUAAUACUAGAAAAUACUAGGCCACCAAUGUAUAACAGUGUCACGAGACAUUGUGUACACAGCAUUUUCAGCACCUUAUAAUAUAGCGUUUACUACAUUUCUGCUCUUUGUUGGACACAUACUCGCAUUUUAUGUAGUAUUUUGUACAUACGCUGCCUAGUUCUGUUGUACAGAGCCUCCGUCCCGUUUCCACUGUUACGCCAACUUGGGUGUGCUCAAGUCCUCAUGAGGCUGCCAGCUUCUCUCUCUGCCACACUAGCCAGUUCAAACCUGUAAAAUAGUCUUUUAUGAACGAUUUUGUGAAACAAUGAACUUGUUUUGCUAGUGGUAUCUAAAUGUACAUAUUUAUUUGUUACAGAGAAAUGCUAUAAAAAUUAACACCCUCUUUUGCAGUAUAAAGUAUUUCAUGUUGAAGAAAUAAAGAAGCUUUAUAUUUGGAAGGCUUUGAAUUUUACAGUUGUUCUACUGCAUGCAGCUUUGCUAUAAACACCUACUUUUGAUGGCAUUACUAUGGGGGAGUAUAGUGUGUAAUUCAUGCAUGGGCAUCCUUCAGUAUCCCGCGCCUUCUGAACGACACCUCUCAUGUCCAGGAUAGUAGUUCAGCUGGCAGCUCAUGGGAGAUGUGGCUCCAGGACAGGUGGAAUGGGUAGGUUUUCCUAUGCCUGGUUUAAUGCUUGUAUUAUUUAAAAUCGCACUGUUUCUACCUUCUGUAUCUAAUAAAACAAAGUGUGGCUUCCAGAUUAUUAACUAUGGAUUCUUACAAGAAAACAGUAUAUGUGUUAUUUUUCUUUGAUUUGUUAUUUUUCUUCAAUAGACAUCUAAUAAAUUUUGCCCAGAAUAA